AUGAGCGGAAAAUCUGCGCUGGUGCUCCUCGUUGAUGGCACCGAGGAGAUGGAGGCCGUUAUUACGAUGGACAUUUUGCGUCGUGGUGAUGUCAAGGUUACGACCGCUGGAUUGGCCGGAAGCGGACUCAUCAAUUGCGCUCGCGACACCAAGAUCACGCCUGACGCCGCGUUCGCUGAUGUCAAGGACAAGAACUUCGACAUGAUCGUCCUCCCCGGUGGCCCCGGCAGCAGCAAGUACGGAGAGUGCCCGGAAGUGGGCAAGCUGCUCCACAAGUACACCGAUAGCGACCGUUUCGUGGCCGCGAUUUGUGCCGCCCCGGACGCCCUUCGAGCACACAAGAUUUCGCCUGGAGCUUCCGUAACCGCCUACCCUUCGGUGCGUGAAGGAAUCGAAGGUGCCGGCUAUAAGUUCCUCGAGCAAGACGUCGUCGUCGAUAAGAAGCUCAUCACCUCCCGAGGCCCCGGAACUGCUUUCCAAUUCGGACUGAAGCUCGUCGAGGCGCUCCAGGGCAAGGACAAGGCCCAAGAAGUCGCCAAGGCCACCCUCGUCGACUACCAU
Molecule: messenger RNA, 561 nt
Organism: Mesorhabditis spiculigera
Lineage: Eukaryota; Metazoa; Nematoda; Chromadorea; Rhabditida; Rhabditidae
Source: the annotation of a GenBank genome assembly